AUGUCGUAUCUUCAUUUGGCAUCAGCUGCCAAUUCGUCUUCAUCGACGACACCGUCAUCAUAUUUACAUGUUAAUAGUAAUGGUGGAGUAUCAACAGUACCGUCGACGAUCGGUUCAAACUCUUCAUCGUUAUUCGGUUCGGUUGGUGGCGGAAAACAAUGGACGACGAUCGGACAGCCAUCAUCGUCACCGUCGUCAUCAUCGUCAUUGGCACAACAAUUACUGUUGAAACAGCAACAACAACAACAGUUGCUUAAUAAUCAGCAAACCAAUUCGUUGAGUUCAUCUUCAUCAUCGUCGCAUUUUGAAAGUAUUCUAGGACUAACGAUGGCAUCGGCACUAUCAUCUCAAGCACAGAUGGAAAAAAAUUUUGAAUUGCAACAAGAAGAUUUUCCUCCAUUACCACAUCGAAGUAAUUCCCAUGAACCAACAACACCAUCAUCGUCAUCUACGAAUAUUCAAUCACUCUAUCAAAAUCAGUUCUCUUCAACAUCAUCGACAUCAACAUCCAAUCAUCAUCAACCAAUUACUAACGGAUAUGGCUCAUCUCAGCAACAACAGCAUUCACAAUCACAAUCACCGAUAUCAUUUAAAACAUCCAUCGAUGCGCUGAAUACCUUGAUAAGUCGACAUCAAACAGCAGGUAACAAUAAACCGAUAUCGUUAGCCAAUAAUUCAACAACGUCAGCCUCAACAUCCUCGUCGUCAACUACAACAGCAAUAUCGAAUCCACAACAAGUAUCUAAUACAUCAUCAUCAACACCUGGCACAACAAAUAUGAAUGGUUUGCCACCAACAGCCAUAACGGAUCAAUAUGGUCUGGUUGGUCUGUUACAAAUCAUCCAGCAAACCGAGAAGAACCCUGAUAUAUCGCCAUUGUUGAAUUGUGAUCUGACUACGCUAGGAUUGAGUAUGGAGAGUCAAAGUGAUCUAUAUCCAUCGUUUCUUUCUCCGUUCUCCGAUAGUCAAGCUCGUCCCUAUGAAAUUGAUUACCAAGUCCCAUUUGAAUAUCAGAUGGGCAUGCAAAUACGUGACAAAUUGCCUCCACUGAAUUUCAACACAUUAAAUGAGGAUACAGUAUUUUUUUUAUUUUAUUUAUUUGGUAAUGAUCAUGUGCAACUGUUAGCUGCUGCAGAAUUAUAUCGACGAGACUGGCGUUAUCAUAAAGAGGAGCGCAUCUGGUUGACUCGAAUAAAGAAUGUCAUGCCAGAUCAAAAAUAUGAUGCAUAUGAAACAGGUGUUUAUUUCGUAUUUGAUGUACAACUUUGGCGUAAGACACAUAAAAGUAUGCGAAUUGAUUACGACAAAUUGGAUGUGAAUCCGGCAACGAAACAACAGCAACAACAAGAUUUGAUUACUUCCAAACUAUUUCAACAACAAUCAAGUGUACAACAACAGCAGCAGCAGCAACAACAACAACAACAACAACAACAAUAUGCGCCUGUGUCAUCAUACAACUCGAAUCCUUCGAGAUAG
This is a messenger RNA of Adineta ricciae, 1476 nucleotides long. The record is from the annotation of a GenBank genome assembly. NCBI's taxonomy places the organism in Eukaryota, Metazoa, Rotifera, Eurotatoria, Adinetida, Adinetidae.